Messenger RNA from Stomoxys calcitrans (stable fly), 783 nucleotides. Its product is annotated as RING finger protein narya. Gene Ontology annotation, molecular function: SUMO transferase activity. NCBI's taxonomy places the organism in Eukaryota, Metazoa, Arthropoda, Insecta, Diptera, Muscidae. Bases 8 to 760 code for a protein of 250 amino acids. Gene Ontology annotation, cellular component: synaptonemal complex. The transcript has a single exon. Gene Ontology annotation, biological process: homologous chromosome pairing at meiosis; protein sumoylation; reciprocal meiotic recombination. The record is from RefSeq and is a predicted model, not a curated record.
UUUAAAGAUGUUUCCUCUCCACUGCAACAAGUGUUUUUGCCGGCAAAAAUUCGAAACCAACCGCCUGUUUCAUAUAUCACGUUGUGGUCAUGUCAUCUGUAAAGAAUGUCUGCAGCCAACAUGUCCACUGUGUUCCAAACCAUAUAACGGUAUUGCUAUUCAAAAAGAUAUGCCAGUCUCAAUGCAAGAAUAUUUUGAAGAUCCCAUCAAGCGCUAUCUUCAUUAUCAGAAGGUUAUGAGAUUUCAUUACGAACAAGAACGAAUGUUAGUAAUCCAUUGGACCAAUGAAAACAAUACGGUAAUGAAAAGGCUUGAACAAGAAAUACAGGCCUACAAUAAACUUCAGAAAACCCUUGAAGAAAGGGUCGAAUGUGAGCGUACGCGUGUACGCAAAUUAAAAGAAUACAUUGCCUAUCACGAAAGACGCAUGGAGCAGGCUCGCUACAUGACACCGCCAAUAACGGCACAGCCAAGAUUCCGUUAUCCGCCUCGUAGCAAGAGUAGUGAUGGAAGUGGGGGAAAUGCAAUGGAUGUUGCGCCCGCAAAUUGUAUACCACAAUUGACACAAACUAUAAGAGCCCAUUAUGCACCACCACGCAGUCCCACAUUGAGCAACAACAACAGUUCGACAUGUGAAGUAAUAGCACCCAGAGAAAUGCUACCAAAAUUGAAAUCACGUACUCCACCUCCAAUGAUGCCACGUACAGAGCAUGGGAAAAAGUAUAAGCUAAAUCAUUCGUUUUCAAAUUUCAAUAUUUGAAGAGAAAUGUAAUUAAAGUUUUU